Messenger RNA from Penicillium samsonianum, 804 nucleotides. RefSeq lists its product as uncharacterized. The record is from RefSeq and is a predicted model, not a curated record. The transcript is spliced from 3 exons. Bases 1 to 804 code for a protein of 267 amino acids. Lineage: Eukaryota; Fungi; Ascomycota; Eurotiomycetes; Eurotiales; Aspergillaceae. Gene Ontology annotation, molecular function: FAD binding.
AUGCCUGCUGGAUAUGAUGGCUCAGACGAAAGAGCUAAACCCAAGAAGAAGCGCAAGAGGGAAAGUGUUCUAGGAGAUGCACUGGUGGGUGCAGAUGGCUCGACCUCGAUUGUGCGCAAGUUCCUCGCCCCGACAACCCACGAGCUACAUCGCCUUCCCAUCAAGGCUGUAGGCUGUGCCCUGACUAUGAGUGAGGAACAAGUCAACUACUUCAAAGACCACGUAGAUCCACUUUAUUUCAUGGGUACGGAUCCAGAAACUGAUACCUUUGUCUUCUGGUCUUUGUUGGACACUCCUACAGCUCCCGGACAACACCAUCGCGCCCAAGUGUACUUCUCCUGGAUUGCGUCUGAUGAGGAUAGGGAGCUGUCGAGCCAGCCCUUGCUUGAUGUGUUUAAGCAGAAAGGCAGACCAUUCUUCCCUCGUAUGCGGGAUAUGGUAGAGGCACUGCCUGAGGACACGGUCGCUACCAAUGUCAACCUAGUUGAUUGGCCCCCCGUUGAGUGGGACAACUGGGACGGUACCUGCACUUUGAUCGGUGACGCGGCCCAUUGUAUGAUGAUCUAUCGGGGCGAAGGGGUGAUCCAUGCCAUUGUGGACGCCUGUCAACUCGCAGAUACUAUCAAGUCAGCUGCUGAUGGCCACGUGUCAAUCCGUGGUGCCGUCAGAGCUUAUGAGAAGCAGAUGCGCCCGCGUGCGAUAGAGGCCGUCGAAACCAGCAGACAGGCUGGACAUGAUGGCCAUUGCUACGCCAAGGUUGACAAGAAAGGGAGCUUUGCCCUUCUAGGUGAGAAGCCAGUCUAA